AUGCCUCCUGUGCAGACGCAACAGUAUGACUACAUCGUUCUAGGCGGUGGUAGCGGUGGUAGUGGUAGCGCACGCCGUGCGGCCGGUUGGUACAAGGCCAAGACGCUGAUUGUGGAGAGUGGCCGGUCUGGUGGUACCUGUGUCAACGUUGGCUGCGUUCCCAAGAAGAUGACCUGGAACUUUGCCACCGUGAAUGAAACCCUCCACGCGGCCCAACACUACGGUUACGACGUCCCGAACGAUGUCAAGGUCAACUACCGCUACUUCAAGGACAUCCGUGACGCAACCAUCAAGCGACUGAACGGCAUCUACGAGCGCAACUGGGACCGCGAAGGCAUUGACCUCGUCCACGGCCGCGCCAGCUUCGUCGAGCCCAAGACCAUCGAGGUGACGCUGGAGGAUGGCAGCAAGGCACGGUACACAGCGCCGCACAUCCUAAUCGCCACCGGUGGCUACCCCAUCGUCCCGAACAUUAAGGGGGCCGAGCACGGCAUUACCAGUGAUGGUUUCUUCGAAAUUGAAGAGCUCCCGCCCAAGCUGGCGGUCGUCGGCGCGGGCUACAUCGCCGUCGAACUGGCUGGUGUCAUGGGCACAGUCGGCGUCGACACCCACAUGUUCAUCCGCGGAGAGCGGUUCCUGCGCAAGUUCGACCCCAUGAUCCAGCAAACCAUGACCGAUCGGUACGAGGCCGUCGGCAUCACUCUGCACAAGCACCACGCCGGUUUCAAGGAGGUGCAGCUGCUGCGCGACGGCAAGGGUAAAGAUAAGCUGCUCAAGCUGAUCGGUCACGACGGCUCCGAGAUGGAGGUCAACGAGCUGCUGUGGGCCAUCGGACGCGCCCCCGAGGUCAAGGACCUGAACCUCGGCGUGACGGGCAUCCAGCUGAACAAGACCGGUCACAUCGUCGUCGACGAGUACCAGAACACGAGUGUGGAUGGCAUCUACGCCCUGGGCGAUGUGACCGGCCAUGCCGAACUGACUCCUGUCGCCAUCGCUGCUGGUCGCCAGCUGGGUAACCGGUUGUUCGGCCCUCCCGAACUCAAGGACUCCAAGUUGUCGUACGACAACAUCCCGACGGUGGUGUUUGCCCACCCGGAAGUUGGCACCGUGGGACUGACGGAGCCGGAGGCCCGUCAACGCUACGGUGACGAGAACAUCAAGGUCUACCACACCAAGUUCACGGCGAUGUACUACGACGUGAUGCCGGCGGAGGAGAAGAAGAAGAACCCGACCGAGUUCAAGCUGGUGUGCGCGGGGCCGGAGGAGAAGGUGGUCGGGCUGCACAUCCUGGGACUUGGCGUGGGCGAGAUGCUGCAGGGCUUUGGCGUGGCGGUCAAGAUGGGCGCGACCAAGCGCGACUUUGACAGCUGCGUGGCGAUUCACCCGACCAGUGCGGAGGAGCUCGUGACGCUGCGGUAG
Molecule: messenger RNA, 1419 nt
Organism: Aspergillus terreus NIH2624
Lineage: Eukaryota; Fungi; Ascomycota; Eurotiomycetes; Eurotiales; Aspergillaceae
Gene: glr1
Product: glutathione-disulfide reductase GLR1
Exons: 3
Coding region: 1-1419 (472 amino acids)
Biological process (GO): glutathione metabolic process; cellular response to oxidative stress; cell redox homeostasis
Cellular component (GO): cytosol; mitochondrion
Molecular function (GO): NADP binding; flavin adenine dinucleotide binding; glutathione-disulfide reductase (NADPH) activity
Source: RefSeq, a predicted model, not a curated record